AUGAAGUUCGAUGACGGCAAGGAGUUCGAGCCGACGGGCAAUGCAUUCCAAGUGAAAGGAACCUUGACUAACGAUGGCGAGGAGCGAAUUCCUGGCAGAGUAGGCAACCAGCUCCAUUUUCGUCAAGCCUCUGUAACUACACGCGUCUCGGCAGGAAAGCAAGCUCCUCAGUACUCGGGACAACGGGCCGGUCCGGUCAAGAUCACUCCCUUGGAGACCACCGUGGUCUUCGUCAAGAUCCCUGAAGCUUUCACUUCGCAGGAGGGUUGGAAGCAAGCUCGUUCCAACCCGACGAGGUUCACUGCCUCGUGGGCUGCUUCCCACAAGGUCGUUCUUGCUGACGCAUGGGGGUGGGUUGUUGAUAGCCCCGGGAAAGCCGGCCAGCAGCUUCAUGGCAAAGCAAGGCUUGCCACGAAGGAACUUGCAUCCUUGCUAGCUGUGAGUGGACAGGGGGGUGUCUUCAUUGACGCCAUGCGACAUGCCGUUGCGACCCAGGUUCAAUGGAUUGCCCAGAGCCCUGGUGAGACUGCUACUGCUUAUUUUGAAAGAGGUGUGCGCAUGGGAGCUCAGCUUGGGCUUGUCACGCAAGGCGGCCGCCUUGGAGCCCGCAACCCAAGAGACGCCUCUGUUGCUGUUGCCCGUGUUUGGUGUUUCCCACACGUGCCGCCGUCUUGGGGGCCCACCCAAGUGACUGAUGUGCUGGCUUCGGCCUUUGAUGAUGUGGUGCUUUUACAUCAUCGCCGCAUGGGCAAGGAAAGGAUCUACCGCUUCAGGGCCAAGCACAAAUUUGGCGACAAGGACAUCGUUCCACUUCAGGUCGCCACCGAUGACGGGGCCGGGGCGGACACCAUCACCAUGUGGGCAACGCUUGCGCCGCCUACGCCACCUAAGGGCAAGAAACAAGUGUUGCGGCAAGCCUCCGUGCCUUUCUUUGCGCCGCGGGAGGCGGCCCUGGCCCCAAAGGCGACUUCUGUCAAGCAGCCAGCUGUUCUGGAUAGCCAGGGAAAAGAAACAUCGCCAGCUUCUGUGAGAGUGCUGUCUCAACGCGAGGUACCUGCGAAGUGCAAAGUGGUACCCAUCGAUAAGGAUGGCUCGUGUCUCUACAGGGCUGUUGCUCGUGGCCUCAAAUGGUUGUCUGGCUCCAAGGCCACUGACUUCUGUCACAGGGACUUGCGGGCAAGAGCCAUCGAGCAUAUCAGACGUCACAGAGCUGAGUACGAGGCCGAGUGGGAUGGCCAAGGCCCUACCCUUGAAAAACUCAGAGCCGAAGCUAAGCCGGAUGAGGACCCUUUUGCAAAAUACCUUGAUUUGGCAGCACACGAGUCGGCAUACGCCAGCAUUUUUGAAAUCAAGGCACUUUCGCGGUUGUAUGACACAUGCAUCAUCGUCAUUCCGCAGGACGGGUCCUUUGCCACUAUGUCCUUCAAGGACCACAAGCGAAAAAAGGCCAUUGCAUUAUGGUAUACACCUAAGCAUGUGGAUCUCCUUUUACCCGAGCAGGAGGGCCAGUCCUACCCGCCUGAUUUGUUUGUGGCAUGUCAGGGCACCGUUGUCGAUCUGAGGGCUGGCGGCCGCAACGCACCCUCUCUGUCCAGCGGAGCAUGGACUCGGGCUUCUAACGCCCCUGCUGCUACGUGCUCAAAAGGCCCCUCUCGAAAGCGUGCUUGCAGCCGCGCCGACAGCAUCUGGACCCGAGCAUCCAAUGCUCUGUCGUCUUGCUCUGCGGCCCCGCCUGCCGCGCCACACAUCGAGUCACAUGCUUACCGCAGCGCAGCUGCUACAGCCGAUGUUGCCAAGACUGCGUGGGCCGAGGCCCGCGCUGGCCUUCCGUCUUCGGCCUCUGCGUGCUCUAGUGCUGCUGCCGUGCACAGCGCCUCCGUUGAUGACUUUGAACCUGUUCCCGAACCCCCGGUUGAAGCCCGACCCUGCAAGCGCAAAGUUGCUUUCCGCUCGCCGCAGGGUGCCGACAUCAAGUUCAAAGGCCUUUUCCAGUGUGACUUGUGCCCUUUUCGUAAGGUUGAACCUGACGCCAGGAAGCUGAUUGUUGCCCGUUAUAAUCACCUGGUUCGGCGACAUGAGGGACAGGGCAUCAGCAAGAUACGGCCGGCCCCUGUGCUUACCAAGAGGGCGCGGAAGGAUGACUAUCUGUGGAGGUGCCCGGUGUGCAAGGCAGGCCUCCUCAAAGAUGACAAGGCUGAUUGGAACGCUGCUGCGAUCCAGCGCUUCAGGACUGAGCACAGGGUACAGAAGCAUCCGGAGAUCGCCCCGAAGGAGUGGACCAGAAUGCUUCAUUGCCACUCAACCACGUCAACCAAACGUGCCAAGAACAGAGCGAGCAUUCUCAAUCGACGUGUUGCUAAACUCACGUCCAGUGAUCAGCCCCCUCACUUUGUUCCUUUCCUGUUGCCCCGGCCACGGAGUCGUGAAAAGCCCCGGCCCGGAUGCUGGAAUAAACAGGCUCAUGUCAAGGUUGGGUUUAUGAGCGUUUGGAAGUGCACUAGGUGUGGUGACCUUGCCCGCAGGAACCAGGACUUCAAGCGUCAUGCUGGCGAUGUGUGUCCCAAGCCGCCCUCGGAUGCGGUCAGACAGCGCCGCCUCAAAGCACUCGCGAAAUUGCAGCCUUUAGCCAACCCCACGCUGCUUGGAUUUAGCGCCGCCCAGAUCCAGGACAUUUUCGCGUCAGCCCGGCGCGCCCUUGAGGACAAACCGCUGGCACCUUCCUCUCACUUCUGA
This is a messenger RNA of Symbiodinium natans, 2733 nucleotides long. The record is from the annotation of a GenBank genome assembly. NCBI's taxonomy places the organism in Eukaryota, Dinophyceae, Suessiales, Symbiodiniaceae.